AUGAACCCAAUCUUAGCUCCAUCCGUUUCCACUACUUCCAACUACAGCAAUACUGCUAAUACAAAUAAUACCAACAUGAUGGAUGCAUCAGCUAUCAAUGGUGGUGCUAAUGCCACCUUAGAUAUUUGGAUGCAGCAAGAUCUGCUGAACAACACGCAACAAGGUAUUCCGGUAUCAAGAGGCAUUGUUCCAAGUCAAAACUUGACAAGUUACAAUAACAACAAGACUACUGCUAAUAACCAGCAGGGAAAAAAUGAUUCUGCUAACAACAUUCCAGAAUGGUUUAAUCCAGUAGAUGACAAUAACUGUACCUCUGCCUCGAGUUCAUCCAUUGCUUCGCCUUUAAGUGAUCAAUUAUUUAUGGCUACUAAUGCAUCUCAUAAUGUCUUAUUGAAUUCGAAUACUUCAUUUUUUGCCAGUAGUGCUAUGGUUGACAAUAGUAAUAAUAUCAACGCAUUAAUGGAGAAUGAUGAUGAAAACAAUGAUGCUUCUAAUGAUAGAAUGUUUAGUGCUCCUUCUUCCUAUGAUAACUCUCCUUCUAAUUUACCAAUGAUUAAAAAGGAAGAAAAUAAUACUAUUGAUGCUAAUCUACAAUCGAAUAUUAAUAUUAAAACGGAAUUUACUGAUUUAUUUUCUAGUUUUGAUGUAUUGUCUGAUAGUGUCAGUAGUACUACCAACAAUGAAACUUUAACUAGAUCACUUAAUGAUGAUAACUUAGAUGCUAAUAUUGAUAGUAUUACCAAUAAUGUAUCUUUAACGGAAACCUCUCCUUCUGAAACUACUUCUGUUCCACAAAUAAAUCAAAAAAAGAGAAGAACAACUAGAAAAAGAUUAACUCCUCAUCAAAAGGAGGCUCAUAAUAAAAUAGAAAAACGUUAUAGAAUUAAUAUUAAUACUAAGAUUGCUAAAUUGCAGCAAAUCAUACCUUGGGUUGCUAGUGAACAAACUGCAUUUGAAGUGAAUGAUAUGGGCAAUAAAAACAUGAACAAUAACAACCCAUUAUAUCAAAAUCCAAAUAAUGCCACCAGGCUAAAUAAAAGUAUGAUUUUAGAGAAAGCAGUUGAUUAUAUCCUAUAUUUGCAGAAUAAUGAAAGAUUAUAUGAAAUGGAAGUCACAAGACUAAAGAACGAAGUGGAGGCUUUGAAAAAUCAAAAGUAA
This is a messenger RNA of Henningerozyma blattae CBS 6284, 1158 nucleotides long. It is a transcript of the gene TYE7, whose product is annotated as Tye7p. NCBI's taxonomy places the organism in Eukaryota, Fungi, Ascomycota, Saccharomycetes, Saccharomycetales, Saccharomycetaceae. The record is from RefSeq and is a predicted model, not a curated record. Bases 1 to 1158 code for a protein of 385 amino acids. Gene Ontology annotation, molecular function: protein dimerization activity. The transcript has a single exon.